CGGGGGGGGAGGGGCGGGCGGGAGGCGCAGGCAGCAGCGGCUGAGGCGGCGGGAGCAGCGGAAGGAUCACCGCCCGGCGGUCGCGUUAGGCCCUAGCGGCGCCGGGAGCUGCGCGAGACUCGGGAGCCCGCGCGCGCGCCGGCUUCCCCCCGGAGAUCUCCAUAGAGACCGUGACACGCACAGAGGCGGGUGCCCGCGGGCGGGCAGGCGGGCGGGCUGCGGGGCCCGGAGCAGGCGCCGCCGCCCCUUCUCCUCCUCCUCCCUCCUCCUUCCGCGCGCUCCCUCUCUCUCUCCCCCCUCGCCGGCCGGGCCUCGCGCUCCCUCUGGUGCCCGUGCCCCCGCGAGCGGGCCGGGCGGGCUCUUGGGCCGGGGCCGGGGGGUGGGGGGGCCGCUGAGGCCGCCGCCGCCGCCGCCGCCUCUCCCGCCCCUCCCCGCCCUCCCUCCUUCCCUUCCCCGCCCCGGAGCGGGAAGCGGCCGAGGCUCCGCCAUGGCCUCGGGAGCUGGAGGAGGGGGCGGCGGCGGCAAGAUCCGGACGCGGCGCUGCCACCAGGGCCCAACCAAGCCCUACCCGCGGGGACGGCAGCAGCAGCAGCAGCAGCAGCAGCAGGGCAUCCUUAGUAGAGUUACAGAAUCUGUUAAGAACAUCGUCCCAGCAUGGCUACAGAAGUAUUUCAACAAAAACGAAACUGCCUAUGUACAUUCAGAUGACAACAGGGAAUCAAGACAUUGGCAAGAGAAUACACAAAAUGAUCAUCUUUUAUAUACAGAUGAGGAAAACCCAAUUAUUAAUGAUGGGAGAAUCACUCCAGAUCCAGCGAUCAGUAAUACAGAAGAACCUUCAACAAGUAGAUCUGCUUUAAAUUAUCCGGAUGUUUUAACAAGGCCUUCUCUUCAUCGGAGCCACUUAAAUUUCUCCAUGUUGGAAUCCCCAACAUUACACUGUCAGCCAUCCACAUCCUCAGCAUUCCCAAUUGGCAGUUCUGGGUUCUCAUUUGUAAAAGAAAUCAAAGAUUCUACCUCUCAGCAUGAUGAUGAUAACAUCUCAACUACCAGUGGUUUUUCUUCCAGAGCUUCUGAUAAAGAUAUAGCUGUUUCAAAGAACACUUCAGGGCCACCGCUAUGGUCCCCCGAAGCUGAACGUACUCAUUCGCUCUCACAGCAUACUGCCACCAGCUCAAAGAAACCAGCAUUCAACUUGUCUGCCUUUGGAACACUUUCCCCUUCACUUGGGAAUUCUUCAAUACUUAAAACAAGCCAGCUCGGAGAUUCUCCUUUUUACCCUGGUAAAACAACUUAUGGUGGUGCUGCAGCAGCUGUUAGACAGUCUAAAAUACGAAGUACACCUUAUCAGGCACCAGUUAGAAGACAGAUGAAAGCCAAACAAAUUAAUUCACAAUCUUAUGGAGUAACUAGUUCAACAGCCCGACGUAUAUUACAGUCUUUGGAGAAGAUGUCAAGCCCUCUAGCGGAUGCAAAACGGAUCCCAUCUGCUUUUUCUUCUCCACUAUCUUCUCCCCUGGAUAGGAGUGGGUUAGACAUCGCAGAUAUUCAGGCUAAACGGAAAAAGAUGGAAUCCCACUGUCCUCCUGUUCAAAGACUCAUGACCCCAAAGCCAAUUUCUAUAGCAACCAGUCGGUCAGUGUAUUUUAAACCAUCUUUAACUCCAUCUGCUGAAACAAGAAAGACUAAUCAGAGAAUAGAUAAAAAGCACAAUAUUGGGCAUGAGAAAAAUCUAUCUCCGGGGCAAAAAGUAGAGCAACAUGAGAGUGAUUUUUCAUACCCAAACUUCAGUACACCUGCCACCAAUGGACUCUCUUCAGGAGUGGGUGGUGGUGGCAAGAUGCGACGGGAAAGAACCCGUUUUGUGUCUAAACUUCCUGAAGAUGAAGAGGAAGUGGAAGCACCAGUACUACCAAAAAUACCCCUGCCAAUUACUACUACUGCAUUGCCUGUCUUCAGUUUUUGCUCUUCUUUGAGUACCUCUUCCUAUCUAUCACCCAUCAGUGCUACACAGUCAUUGUCAAAUAAGGUACAAGCAGCCUCUCCAAAUAAUGCUGGCAGUCCUGUAUUCAGAUUUUCAUCUCCAAUUGUAAAAUCUACUGAGGCAGACAUACUACCUCCUACAUCUAUUGGAUUUACAUUUAGUGUGCCUGUUGUGAAAUCAUCAGAAAUUCCUGCCUCCAGUAAUAUUUCAGAAUCAACAAUAAGUAGUUCAGUUAAAGAUUCCACCACUAUAAAUAGCACAAGCAAUAAGAAGGAGGAAAAUGAAGAUUAUGAGGGCCCUUUCAGGCCUGCAAAAACCCUGAAAGAAGGGAGUGUACUGGAUAUUCUGAAAAGUCCUGGUUUCACAUCUCCAAAGACUGGUUCUCCUGCUGCUGUACAGCCUGCUACAACAAGCAUAGAAGUUUAUACCAGACCUGCAAUAAGUACCUUUUCUUCUAGUGGACCAGGGUUUGGUGAAACUUUUAAAGCUGGAACUACUUGGCAAUGUGAUACAUGUCUAGUGCAGAACAGAGUGACAGACAAUAAAUGUGUAGCCUGUCAAGCUGCUAAAGUGCCACCAAAAGAUACUGCUAAACAAACUGGAAUGACGACACCAAGUAACUCUGUACGAUCAGCUCUUCCCACAGCAGGGACUUUAGGUUUUGGAGACAAAUUUAAACCAGCAGUGGGAACUUGGGAUUGUGAUACCUGUUUAGUACAAAAUAAAUCUGAAGCUACAAAAUGUGUGGCUUGUGAAACACCGAAACCUGGGACUGGAGUUAAGCAAACCUUGACAUUGCCGGUGGCUUCAGAAAAUGCAGUAACUGUGACUCCUUCAUCUUCCAGUUAUACUCUCACUGAUACCUUGGGAUUUGGAGAUAAAUUCAAAAAACCCAAGGAUUCUUGGGAAUGUUUAGUGUGCUGUGUAUUGAAUAAAGGAGAAGACAGUAAAUGUGUGGCCUGUAUGUCUGAAAAACCAGGAGGAGGUUCAGUACCUGUGCCAUGUAGUAAUACAACUUCUGUUUCCAUGCCUUCUGGAGGAUUUCUAGGAUUGGACAAAUUCAAGAAACCUGAGGGAAGUUGGGACUGCGAAAUGUGCUUGGUACAGAACAAAGCAGACGACACAAAGUGUGUAGCAUGUGAAAGUGCAAAGCCAGGCACAAAAUCAGAAUUUGUAGGUUUUGGCACCCCUUCUUCAUCUUUAGACUGUGGAGCCCCAUCCUUCAAAUUUGGUAUUCCAGCAUCCAUUUCUGAGUCUUCUCAGAUGGUAGCAAGCACAGGAAGUUUUAAAUUUGGUGAACAAGGGGGCUUCAAAUUAGGCGUGUCAUCAGAUCCUGCAUCUUCAAACCCCAUGAGUGGGGGCUUUAAGUUUUCUAAACCUGUAGGGGACUUCAAGUUUGGAGUUUCAUCUUCUGACUGUAAAUCAGAAGAGAGUAAAAAAGACAGUAAGAAUGAUAACAAUUUUAACUUUGGAGUUCCUUCUUGCAUAAGCAAUCCAUCUACUUCAGUGUCAUUUCAGUUUGGGUCAUCCAGUUCUGGGCCACAAGAAAAGAAAGAGGAGCUUAAAACAUCUACAACAGCAGGCUUCACAUUUGGUACAAAUGUUACUGCUGGUCUCACCUCUUCUGCUGCCACUGUCACCAUGGCCCCCUCUGAGAAUAAGGCUGGAGUGGGUGGCUUCAGCUUUGGAUCCACUGAAACAAAAAAUAUGGCGGUGACUCCUUUUGCAUUUAAGAAGCCAGAGGAAAAUAAGGAAGAAACUCCUGCAGCCAAGGGAGGAGGGUUCAGUUUUGGCAGCGUGGAAUCGGCUUGUUUACCAUCUGCUUCAGUGUUUGUUAUGGGAAGGACAGAGGAGAAACAACAAGAGCCUGUUACCUCAGCUACUUCUCUAGUAUUUGGGAAGAAAGCUGACAGCGAGGAGCCAAAGUCUCAACAGGUGUUUUCCUUUGGGAAUUCUGAGCAAACCAAAGAUGAAAGUACAGCAAAACGUGCAUUUAGUUUUAACUUGACAAAACCAGUGGAAAAUCAAACUGAGCCGUCAGCAAAGGUCCUAUUUGCUUUUGGGACUCAGACUAAUACUACAUCUGAUCAAGGAGCAACGAAGACAGUCUUCAAUUUCUUGAGCAGUAGUUCCUCCAACUCAAAUGCACCAACACCAACUACUUCUAGUGGUGGUGGUAUGUUUGGGGGUAUCGCCUCUGCCUCCAACCCACCUGUUGCUGCCUUUAUGUUUGGACAGCCCAGCUCUUCAGGGACCAGUUCUGCCUUUGGUAACCCCACAGAUUCCAGUACAUCUCCGUCUUUUGUGUUUUCUCAAGAAAACAAACCAGCCACCACGUCUAGCACAGGUGUUGCUGUUGGUCCAUUUGUUUUUGGCACAGGAGCCAAUAGCAGUAACACUUCGUCCUCCACCUUCAGUUUUGGAGCUACAACACCGUCUGUCUCUGCAGGUUCCUCUUCCUUUGUAUUUGGUGCUGGGUCUUCAACAUCUUCUGCCAGUCCUGUAUUUGGUACCAGCCAGACCCCAGCAUUUGGACAAAGUACCAGUCAGUCUAGUACUCCAGGGUUUGGAUCGUUAUCAUCGUCAACAUUAUUUUCAUCUAGUUCCCAACCCUCAACCCCUGCUUUUGGGUCAGUGUCAAGUAGCAACCAACCUCCUGUCUUUGGACAAGCGCCUACUCAGCAACCUGGAUUUGGUUCUGGAACAACUUCUAAUUCUAGUUCUGUGUUCCAUUUUGGAAGCAGCACUGCAAAUUUCAACUUCACAAACAACAAUCCAUCAGGAAUAUUCACCUUUGGUGCAAAUGCUGGUACACCUGCCGCCUCAGCCCAGCCUUCAGGCUCAACAGGAUUUCCAUUUAACCCAUCUCCAGCAGCAUUUACAGUGGGGACAAAUGGAAAAAAUAUGUUUUCUACUUCUGGCACUUCAGUUUCUGGUCGGAAGAUAAAAACUGCUGUUAGGCGCAGGAAAUAAAUUUCAGAAUGGUGAUAGAAACAUCAAUUUUAACAACUUGUACUCUGCAUUCACUUACUUGUGCUGGGGUUUUUAAAAAUCAGUUCUGCUUAAGAACAUCUUUAAGUUUCAAAAGGUUUUUUCCUUCUCCCCCUACACCCUUCUUACCCUUCACCAACCAUUCUCUGCUACCUUCCUUUCUCCUUUAAAAAAAAUUAGCUAGAGCUGGUGACAGAGAGGUUCUUAAGCAAAAUUAUUUUAGGAUCCAGCAACUUCUUUAUCCACUGACUUGGCAUGGUCUGGCUAUAUAUAUGAGUGUAGCCUACACAGCAAAUGGCUUUGUAUAAUACCUCUUCAUCUGCACCAAUAUGUGCGCUAAUGUGCGUUAAUGGAACGCAUUGAAAUUGUAAUUUUAUCAGUGAGGGAUUCUGUAUAGAUUAGAGAAUGUUGAAAUGAAUGAUUUCUAUGCUGAGUUUGUGCUGGUGUAUGUGUGAAGUGAGUGAGUUGGGUGUAUUGUGCACUAAAAUUUUCUGAUAGAGGAAGACUGAUUAAAGAAUGGUCCAUGCUAAGGACUUGUUAGAUCUAGUUCUCCAUUUAAUAAUUAUAUGCUAUUUCUAUAUUUUCAUUCUUAUGGCUCCAUCACCUUGUCUCGCCUUUUCAUUAUUUUAUUAUGAAACUUGUGUAAAUACAAUUUUGUUUCUGUACGUACUUUUUGGCAUAACAUAAAUCUGUGAACUUGAAAUUUUAAUUUUGUGUGUUAACGACAUUUUUUUGUUUAGUAUUGUCUCAAGAUUUUAUUAUGUAAAUCCCAUUAUUCAAAGUUGCCUAAAUCCAUUUAGAAAAUCUUUAAAGAAAAUUGGAAAUUCUUAAAGUGAGUUUAUUGGCUUUUCUGAUCCAUUUUUGUUUGGACCAAAAACCAGUAUUGUACAAAGUAUUAAGUAUAUAUUUUUAUAUUUACUGAAAUGGACUGUGGUGACUUUGGAUAAUACGGAAAAGUUUAAUAUUAAAGCCAUGUUUAUUACAGUAUAAUUAACAUGUUAAACCAUGGGAUAAAUGCCAUCAAUAAAAAUUAUGAAAUACUUUUUGUUGCAGUUUUAAAUCAAAAUGAAGGUACACCAUAUUACUGGAAAAGCUUUCUGUAUUAAAGUUAACAAUUGUCUGAAUGAGAAGAUGGUAUACCUCUUCACGUGUUAGUUAAGAAAUUUUGAGAACAGGAGAAAUUUAAAUGCUGUAGUGAAUCUCUUCGAGAGUGGGGAGAUAACUACAUUUUGUGAAAUCCAGUUGGGUCCCCUGCAGCUUGUCAGAUCCCUGGAGAGCCUUGCCUAAUUUGCAUAUAAAUUUACAUAGGUUUUUUUUUUUUAAUUGUAAAAUAAACAUACACAACCAUUUCUGCUUGUA
This is a messenger RNA of Sarcophilus harrisii (Tasmanian devil), 6334 nucleotides long. RefSeq names its product nucleoporin 153 (gene NUP153). The record is from RefSeq and is a predicted model, not a curated record. The coding region runs from base 488 to 4957 and encodes 1489 amino acids. Lineage: Eukaryota; Metazoa; Chordata; Mammalia; Dasyuromorphia; Dasyuridae. Gene Ontology annotation, biological process: RNA export from nucleus; protein import into nucleus. The transcript has 22 exons. Gene Ontology annotation, cellular component: nuclear pore. Gene Ontology annotation, molecular function: structural constituent of nuclear pore.